AACUGAGCAGGCUCCUCCCCGACAACAGUUCCCGACCUCCGACGAGAAUUCAAGCUGCCACAUUGAAGAGGAACAAAAAGGCGACCUGACAGCGGUUUCUGCACUCCCUCCACUUUCUCCGGGGUAGUCACGGGAUUUCAAUGUUCAGCCUGCUCUUUGGUUUCUGUGUUAACUUUAGCCGUACCUAUAUGGCGUGUGUGAGCGGAGAAUUCUGCCAGGCACAGCACCUCACCUCUGUGGAGAAGUGAAUCGGCCGACCCCUGAGGGACUACGCUACCCAGAAACCCCCCUGACUGCCAGCACGCUAGGAACUGCUGACUUUUCCAAAGCCCCCCUGGGAUAUUGCGUAGUCCUUGGCCUGACUGCCCUGCCCUGUCCCAACCAAUACGAAAAACCUUUGCUUUCCACUUUCUCCUCGAACAGCCAAUCACAAACAGCUCUCCUGAAUGGGGUAAACUGAUUGGAUGACUCCUGGAUAGUCUCCUUAUCUUUUCCUUUUUUUCUUUUUUUUUUUUUUUUAAUUCUUUGAAAUUUUUGUUUUUGUGUUAAGUUUUUUUUUUUUUUUUUUUAACAUCCCGGAGUACUGUGGACUAGUUUAUCCUUUUUGUUAACCUUCUCUGUGUGCAUCAUCCCAUAGUGAACACCUGUUGUCCUGAACCCAUCCUUCUCGCCGUGUUGUCAUUUUUUAUUUAUUCUACCCUUCUCUGAAUACAUAAAUCUCUAGCAGUCUUUGCUGACUUCUGAGCCAAAAGUCGCUUUUGUUUUGUAAGAAUAUUGUAUUGUAAUUGUUUUUUAAGCCGUCUCGCCAACAUGAACCGCCCCGCUGCAGUCGAGAUUGCCUACGAGUGCAUGAGGUUCCUGAUCACCCACAACCCCACCAAUGCCACGCUUAACAAGUUCACCGAGGAACUGAAAAAGUUUGAGGUGAACACACUGGUGAGAGUGUGUGAUGCCACAUAUGAUAAGGCUCCAGUAGAGAAAGAGGGGAUCCAAGUCCUGGACUGGCCCUUCGAUGAUGGUGCCCCUCCGCCCACCCAGAUUGUGGAUGACUGGCUCAAAUUACUCAACACCAAGUUUCGAGAGAAGCCCGGUUGCUGCAUCGCUGUGCACUGUGUGGCGGGGCUUGGCCGAGCUCCUGUCUUGGUGGCCUUAGCCCUCAUUGAGUGUGGGAUGAAGUAUGAGGAUGCUGUGCAGUUCAUAAGGCAGAAGAGACGUGGAGCCUUCAACUCCAAACAGCUUCUUUACCUCGAGAAAUACAGACCCAAAAUGCGUCUGCGGUUCAAGGAAACCAACGGCCACAACUGCUGUGUGCAGUAGGCUACCUGUCAGUGCAUCGUUCUUAUGCGCAUCUAGUGGGGAAUCUUCCAAGGGGAGAUGGAAAAAAAAAAAAAAAUGAAGAGAGUGCUAUCAGUAAUUAUUGUGAUGAUUUGUUAACACUGAGUCAUGGUAAAUUGAUCAGAGAGGAAGCGAGUGAUCAAAUGAAUGAAUCCAGAUCUGGGGAUCCACCAGCCGAACCAAUGAAUGGAAGGUCAAAGCACACAGAUAGGCCCGCCUCCCGGUUAUACUGUUCAACCACGGGCCAGAAUUUUUCAACUUGAGUCCAUCCUCUUUUUUUUUUUCUUUCUUUUGUUUCUGUUGUAAUCAUGGGAUAACAAUUUCCAUUUUGUGAAUUUUUAUUUUUACACAAACAUGGUGAUAAAAUAUUAUAUUCAGAUUUUUUAUUUCCACAAAUUAUUGAUACUAUGAUUAGGCCAGAAUAAUGUACCUUUUUAAAAAACAUUUUUAAACUUCGAACAUACAUUGUGACUGUCUGUCUUUUUUGCACAAAACUCAAAGGUUCACCCUUAAAAUGCAGUAAUGUUUUCUUUUGACCCUUCACUUGCUUAAAGUCACUUUCAGUUUAGGGGCUCACUGAGCUUGAAUAUGUCUGCAAUAUUUAUUCACAAGAUAUGAUAUGUGUGACAGAUAUGAGUUUGGCAGGGGCAAGGACACUUUGUUAUCCAAUACUUUUGUUUUUUAUCCUUUGAGAGCCAUGUCUUUUUUUUUCUUCUUCUUCUUCUUUUUUUAUAUCUUGUUGGAGUGCAAUAAUCAGUCCACCUCAGAUAAGCCCACCAAACCCUGCUGAGCAUCCUCCAUACACUCACACAUACACUUCAGACAGUCAUUCAGGCAGUCAAACAGGAAAAAAACAACACCAACAGGUACUUCUCCUGUUUUUAUUCACUCUCCCUGACGGGGCUACAGUAGGACUUCCCGAAAAAUGCGUAUAUAAACUCGUACACAGAGCCUAAGAUCCAAUCUGAAAGAAAAGGUGGAGAAGAAUGAAAAUGGUCAGUUUUUUAUCAUUGUACCCAUUUUGAAAACAUCCCCAAUUCGUAUUGGUUCUUUAAAGAUAAAUAAAUUGAAAUAAAAAGCA
Molecule: messenger RNA, 2416 nt
Organism: Amphiprion ocellaris (clown anemonefish)
Lineage: Eukaryota; Metazoa; Chordata; Actinopteri; Pomacentridae
Gene: ptp4a2b
Product: protein tyrosine phosphatase 4A2b
Exons: 6
Coding region: 811-1317 (168 amino acids)
Biological process (GO): protein dephosphorylation
Cellular component (GO): nucleus
Molecular function (GO): protein tyrosine phosphatase activity
Source: RefSeq, a predicted model, not a curated record